This is a messenger RNA of Protopolystoma xenopodis, 354 nucleotides long. The record is from the annotation of a GenBank genome assembly. Lineage: Eukaryota; Metazoa; Platyhelminthes; Monogenea; Polystomatidea; Polystomatidae.
AUGCUGACAGAACUGGAAUUUCACUGUCCACACACAGCCGAUCUGCUCGGACUCCUUAAACAACUGGGUCUGUCGCCGCCGUCCGGACAAACUACAACCGCGCCAUCGUCCCUUCAGGAGGAUCCUGUACCUCGCAUCUACAAGAAGGAGGAUUAUUGGCUGAACUUAAAGCCUCUGGUGAGUCCGCGAAUGAGUCCCAGCUCUGACGAUGUUCGUCCCGGGACGAACGAAAGCUCAUCUCGUCUUCGCCCGAAACGAUGGAGGAUGUCUCGUGGACUGCAUCAAGCGGAACGUCGUGAUAAGGCCAAAUGGCUGGAGUACAACGCGAAUGGCACAUACUUCCAUACGAAAUGA